This is a messenger RNA of Knipowitschia caucasica, 1272 nucleotides long. The record is from the annotation of a GenBank genome assembly. NCBI's taxonomy places the organism in Eukaryota, Metazoa, Chordata, Actinopteri, Gobiiformes, Gobiidae.
AUGUUCGGACCCAUGUCUCUCCUCUCCCUCUUCGCUCUGGUCCAGUCCAAUGACAACGGUUUGGCGCUGACUCCUCCGAUGGGCUGGAUGGCCUGGGAGCGCUUCAGAUGUGACACCGACUGCCAAGAAGACCCUGAAAACUGCAUCAGCGAGGUGCUGUUCCGGGACAUGGCAGACCGUCUGUAUGAGGACGGCUGGAGAGAGCUGGGCUACGAGUAUGUGAUCAUUGAUGACUGCUGGAUGUCCAAAGCCCGGGACCAGGACGGCCGACUGCAGCCCGACCCCGACAGAUUUCCAUCUGGAAUCGCCCGUCUUGCAGAGUACGUCCACAGCCGGGGUCUGAAGUUGGGAAUAUACGCAGACAUGGGCCGCUAUACAUGCAUGGGCUUCCCCGGAACCACCCUGGAUCGGAUCAAGACCGACGCUCAGACUUUUGCUGACUGGGGCGUAGACUAUCUCAAGUUCGAUGGCUGCAGCUCAAACCCCCUGGAGCAGAUGUUGGGUUAUCCUCUGAUGUCCAAAGCCCUGAAUGCAACUGGUCGUCCCAUGGUUUACUCGUGCAGCUGGCCUGUCUACGUGGGCUCCCUGCCUCCAGAGGUGAACUACACCCUUCUUGGGAACAUCUGUCACCUGUGGAGGAACUACUAUGACAUCCAGGACUCGUGGGAGAGCGUGAAGUUUAUCAAGGACUGGUUCUUCAAGAACCAGGAUUAUAUCCAGCCUGCCGCAGGACCAGGCAGGUGGAAUGACCCUGACAUGCUGAUUAUCGGGAACUUUGGCCUGAGUCUGGACCAGUCCCGGGCUCAGAUGGCUCUGUGGUCCAUCAUGGCGGCUCCUCUCAUCAUGUCCAACAACCUCAGACAACUCGAUGCCUCCACACAGGCGAUUCUCCAGAACAAAUUGGCCAUCAUCAUCAACCAGGACCCACUGGGCAUACAGGGACGGCAACUCCUCACGGAAAAGAGCAAAAUCGAGGUGUACUGGCGCCCUCUGGUGGACUCGAACAGUGCUUUGGCCUUCCUGAGCAUGAGGUCGGACAUGCCGUAUCUUUACCACACGUCCCUCGGAAAACUCGGCUAUGACGUGGGAAUUUAUCAGGUCCACGAUGUUUUUGGUGGAUCCAAACCAAAGACCCUGAACUCCACAGAAGUAUUCACUGUGUCCAUUAACCCGUCCGGAGUGGUCAUGUGGUACCUGGCUCCAGCCAAUCGAAGGGCAGGAGUGAACCAGGCUUUGAUCCAGUUCAGGUCCAGAUCGCGCAUGAGGUUAUGA